Molecule: messenger RNA, 1188 nt
Organism: Penaeus monodon (black tiger shrimp)
Lineage: Eukaryota; Metazoa; Arthropoda; Malacostraca; Decapoda; Penaeidae
Exons: 1
Source: RefSeq, a predicted model, not a curated record
CCUCGACGGCCUCCAGCACGACCCAGCCCACAGCACCGCAGGGCCCCGCAACGACCAACUUUCAGCGUGAAGGAGCUGGUCCUUACGUGCGUCUCGUGUUCCCUCUUCGUCCUCCUGACCGUGGUGGCGCUGGCGUUCUUCUGCAGCCGCGUCAGGAGGCGGAGGAGGCGCAGGACUCGAGCCAAGGACUCCCUGUCGGUGGUGUCGCUGCCGACCCUGGAGGCCAAGGAGGAGGAGGUCUCUUGCGACGAUAAGAUGUGGGUGACGGUGACCGUGCGGGAUUUCAGUCCUCGCUCCGACAGCCUCGACGUCACCGGCGGCGGCGGGCGAGGGCGCGACGCGAGGAUUCUGACGGUGUCUGAGCGGGGCUACAGCAAGCGGUCCUCCAUGCCCGAGGCCUCCAGGGAAGGCCUGAGUGCCAGCCUACAAGGAGCGAAUCAGCAACUGAACAAGUCGGUUCACUGCCUCCCCGCCCUGCCUCCGUCUCAGCUUCUUCCGACCAUCCGCAACAACAUUCACAGCUACAGGCGUGUCUCGGCCUCGAACCUUCAGCAAGGAAGCCCCAGGAACAUGCACGCCGACGGAUCUGAUCUGCUGACACCACCGGGGGCGCCAAGGAUUGUCUUUUCGAAGCCGCGGUCCCAUGAGUCGCUCCAGGAAGACCUGCGGACGAUUGACUCUCGCUUCCACUUCCUGAACGAGAGCGAGGCCGGCGAGGACCGCAGCCCCGGCUCCUUCUCCACCUUCGGCAAGUGAGGGACGACGGGUGGGCAGCGCCGUCGAGUGGGUCAGACAGCCUUGAUAAGUGUCCUUGCAGUCACACGACCUUGAAUAACAAAAUUAGGGUUAUGAAAAUCAGAGAGAGAAAAAAGAAAAGCCAGAAAGAUAGACUGAAUAUCUUCUGUCAAAAUACAACAAACUGGUAAAUUACCCCCUCCUUUCCUUACAAAAACAGGUAGAUGAUAUAGGCGCCAUAUAUACGUUUUCCUUCAGCUUACUAUAAUUAUUUCUUUUAUGGAGUGUACACAUGUGUAUUUCUUUGUGAUUAUUAGGAAAUGAUAAAACUGUUUAUAUCAUAUACUAAAUGCUCUUGAAAUUAGAAAUGUGUUUGUGGUUGAGCAUCUCUAUCGAUUUAUACUAGAAAAUGACUUGAAAAAGGAAAAUCCACUGAAGAAAAAACGUGUAUGA